AGGUUCUACAUGCUUCUAAGUAAACAAAGGUCCGGGCGGGAAUCAAAAAGAAUCAGCUGCUUGCAGGUUGUUGUCUUGCAAAUUACAACCGUUCUCAGCCGCCCAGCAGUAGGUAUCUCGUAUGGAAAUAUGAAAACACGCGUAGCAAAAGCUCCGGCUGUAACCGUGAUAGAAGUAAAUAUGGUCCGGUAUCAAGGUGACACAUCUAUCUCGAUUUCUUUGGGAUGUAAGAUGAGUAACGGGUAAGUUGGGAUGAUUUUAGCGGAAGUAAGGUCCGGACGCGACGAAGAGACC
Molecule: messenger RNA, 294 nt
Organism: Daldinia decipiens
Lineage: Eukaryota; Fungi; Ascomycota; Sordariomycetes; Xylariales; Hypoxylaceae
Exons: 1
Coding region: 10-246 (78 amino acids)
Source: RefSeq, a predicted model, not a curated record